AUGAAGCAGCCACUCUCCGAUUCCUCCUCCUGCCCAGCUACCGCUAGCCACGGCAACCACCGCCUGGGAAGCUACGAGCCCACCUCCGUGCUCGACCCCAUCGCCACCUCCACCUCCACCGGCAGCCCCGCCACCACACUCGCUGCACCGGCGCACGCCGGCACCCUGCAGGGCACGCCGCAUCAUCCGCACGACGACUGGGACGCACUGUCCUGGCUCCUUUCCCCGGACGACCAAAAAGACGGGACCGGCGAGCUCUUCUCCCUCAACGCGCACCAGCACUCCUCUCCGUUCGACGUCCUGGCUGACCCGUUCGACCCGUACAGCUGCUCCCCGCCGGCGGAGUCCCAUGAGCAGCAUCUCCGGGCCGCCGCGGAGGCCGUCUGGGCGGGGGACUCGGUCGCCGCGAGCGGCAUGCUGGCUCGGCUCACCCAGGCCCUCCCGCACCCUCCCCGGACGCCGCCGCAGCGCGCGGCGUCCCACUUCGCGGAGGCGCUCCAGUCCCUCCUCGCCGCGCCGGACCAGUUCCUGGCGCGGCCCGAGCGCCCCGCGGUGUCCGCCGCCGACGUGAUACGCCGGAUCGGCGCGCAGCGAGCCUUCGCGUGCCUCUCGCCGGUCCCGCAGUUCGCCAGCUUCACGGCCAACCAGACCCUCCUCGAGGCGUUCGAGGCGCCGUUCCACAUCGUCGACUUCGACCUCGGCCUCGGCGGCCAGUGGUCCUCCUUCGUCGAGGAGGUCGCCGCUCGACGGCUGCCUUCGCAGCACGCCACGGCUACGCCGGCCGUCCGCGUGACCGCCGUCGUCCACGAGGAGACCGCAGAGACGCUGCUCGCCGCCGACAACCUUCGGGACUUCGCGUGCGGCCUCGGCGUGCGCUUCGCCAUCGACGUCGUCCGGCUCGACGCGCUCGCCGUCGGCAGCAUCCGGGCCUCCGGUGACGAGGCUGUCGCGGUCGUCCUCUCUCCGGCCAUCUUCCGCCACCUCGCCGCGACCAGGCCUGACGCUUCCGACGCGCUCCUGGAGUUCAUCCGGCGCUCGGAUCCGCGGGUCGUGGUCUUGGUCGAUGCUGAGGUCUCGUUGGGCGCAGGGGAGGGCGUGGCGCCGCUGAUGCGCAGCCUGGAGUCCUGCACGGUGCUGACGGAAUCCGUCGAGGCGGCCGCCGCCGUGAGCGCGGGCGAGGACGCCAUGCUACGCGUGGAUCGUGGCGUCGUCAGGGAGAGGGCCUACGCGGCGGUGCGGUCUUGGUGGAGCCGGUGCGAGCCAUGGAAAGAGACGGUGGUGCGCGCAAGGUGGGCGCCUGUGGCGCUCAGCGAUCUCGCGACGGCGCAGGCCGAGUGGAUCGUGAGGCGGGCACCGGUGGAGGGCUACCGCGUCGUCCGGCGGGACGGCGCCUUGGUGCUCUGCUGGCACGGCUACGACCUGGCCGCCACGUCCGCAUGGAGGUGCUGA
Molecule: messenger RNA, 1449 nt
Organism: Lolium perenne
Lineage: Eukaryota; Viridiplantae; Streptophyta; Magnoliopsida; Poales; Poaceae
Product: scarecrow-like protein 15
Source: RefSeq, a predicted model, not a curated record